AUGGCCGCCUCCUGCGAGAUCCUGGCCAUGAGCAUUCUGCCCUCGGCCAUCUCCAUCUUCGCCACCCAAUGCUUGAUCCAACAAGGGCCGAUUGGUCUCAUCCUGGUACAGGCCACUUCCUGCUUCUGCGCCGGCCUGGUCUUCUGGUUAGGAUACGCCUCUUCACCCCCGGCUUGGACGCUCGAGACCGAGGAGCAGGCUCCGCGGAAGGCGCCGCCGAAGCUGCCGAUUUCCUCCUCACUCAGUAGGCUGGAUCUCAGCCAGGAUUUCUUUCAGGAGACGUCGCCGGUGAGCAUGUACCUCCGCAGGCAGGUGAGCAUUUGA
Messenger RNA from Symbiodinium necroappetens, 324 nucleotides. The record is from the annotation of a GenBank genome assembly. Lineage: Eukaryota; Dinophyceae; Suessiales; Symbiodiniaceae.